UACCGUUACAAAACGCAGUAUAACAUCCACCAUUAACUUUGCACAAUUGCAGCGGUUCCUUUUAUCACAGAUUUAAAUAUUAAAUCUGUGCUUUUAUUAACAUGUAAAUUGUAAUGUUGUGUAACAUCUAAGUGCAUGAGAUAAGUGAACCGGACCAUGCUUUGCACGCCUUGGGAGAGCUGCAAGAAAUGGCACAACCCGUGUAUAUAUCGCUAAUGGAGAUGUUGACAUUGAUGUCCCAAUGUGACCAAGUGGAUCGAAAAUCUCACAUCAGUGCGACAUCGCUCCAUCAUCAAACCGCUCCCAUGGAAAAUAGGGGGAUCUUAUCCAACAACCCCCUAACCUUAUUCAGCGGAAUUAUACCAGGUACAAAGUGGUGCGGUACGGGUGACAUAGCAAACGAUUAUUUCGAUCUAGGAGCUGAGCCCAAUGUCGAUAGGUGUUGUCGCGCGCACGAUCUAUGCCCAGUGAAAGUGAGGGCGUAUUCCCAACGCUACAACUUGACUAACAAUUCGCUUUAUACCAAGUCGCACUGUGUAUGCGACGACGAUCUUUUCGACUGCCUAAAAUCGUCCGAUUCGCCAACCGCUCACAUUAUGGGAAACGUAUAUUUUAAUUUAGUUCAAGUGCCUUGCGUCGAAGAUAGGGAGAACAGAAGAAAAUUUAGGAAAGCGAAGAACAGCUUUUAAUAUUGUAAUUUAGCGUAGACAAUUUCCCAAUAAAUUAUUUCUUCUGGGUAGUUAGUGUUACGGAACUGGCAAUUUGCUCAUUAUAGUUAAAAAAUAAAAUGUCACACAGCC
Photinus pyralis (common eastern firefly) is the source of this 800-nucleotide messenger RNA. Its product is annotated as phospholipase A2-like. Bases 189 to 689 code for a protein of 166 amino acids. The record is from RefSeq and is a predicted model, not a curated record. Gene Ontology annotation, biological process: phospholipid metabolic process; arachidonate secretion. NCBI's taxonomy places the organism in Eukaryota, Metazoa, Arthropoda, Insecta, Coleoptera, Lampyridae. The transcript has 3 exons.